GGUUAGAACUUAGAAGCCUAAUCCAAUUUCAUAGAUCAUUUUUUAUCCCUCGCUUCGGAUCAGAAUCGGUUAACUUCUUGAAUUUGGGCGAAGCUUGCGCGGAGGAAUCCUUGAAUUCGGGAAAAUGAGAAAGCAAGUUCUGAGCUUGACGGAGUCGGCGGCGGCGCGAAUCCGGCAGCUGUUGGAGCGUCGCCAGCGGUCUUUCCUCAAGCUCGGCGUCAAGGCUCGCGGUUGCAACGGCCUAUCGUACACCCUCAAUUACGCAGAUGAGAAGGGGAAAUUUGAUGAAUUGGUUGAGGACAAGGGUGUGAAGGUAUUAAUUGAUCCGAAGGCGCUCAUGCAUGUUCUUGGAACUCAAAUGGAUUUUGUUGAUGAUAAAAUCAGGUCUGAAUUCAUCUUCAUCAACCCAAAUGCAAAAGGACAUUGUGGCUGUGGAGAAUCAUUCAUGACCACAACUAGUGCAGAAGCCGCUAAGAUUCAUCACAGUAAACCACAAACAUAGUACUCAUUUCAUUUCUUUACUUGCCCGGCUGCAAGCAUAUAUGUGAUGAGCUUUUCAUACAUGUGAUAUGUUUCUAGUUGCAAAUCUCCACUUCGUGUGAAAUUCGCUACUCUCUUCCAUGUGAUAUGUUCUUUAAAUUGUAUGCAGUCAUAUGCCAUUUUUAUUUGGCUCAACUUAGCUAUUUGCUGUAAAUAAUACUCCCUAUUGAGUUUAAAAUAAAAUGUUUCCUUCUUA
Messenger RNA from Cuscuta campestris, 736 nucleotides. The record is from the annotation of a GenBank genome assembly. Lineage: Eukaryota; Viridiplantae; Streptophyta; Magnoliopsida; Solanales; Convolvulaceae.